CACCCCACUUCCCUUUUUUCACUACAUAAUAUCGCAUAAAUCUUCCCUCCCUUCCCUUCUCCUCUUUCCCUUACUUCCUUUCUUUCCAUAGUCUCUCUCUGAAAUGGCUCUUCUUGGGUCAUGUUUGACCCUUGUUUUUCUAGUUCUGGUUCUAUCUGACACUGCUACUUCAGCUCUGAUAAUGAGCUCGAAGAACCACCAAAGCAGGCACCAACACAGAAGAAGAUUACCAAUGUUCCAAACCAACCAAAGCACAUGUGCUCUGUUUGCAGGCACUUGGGUACGUGAUGAAAGCUACCCACUUUAUCAAUACUCCAGCUGUCCCAUUAUAGACCCACAAUUCAACUGCCAAAUGUAUGGAAGACCCGAUUCUGAUUACCUCAAAUAUAGAUGGCAGCCUCUAAAUUGCGAGCUUCCCAGCAUGUUCAUGGUAGGUUCGAUGGGCUUGAGUUCUUGAUGAAUAUGAAAGGGAAAACAGUGAUGUUUGUGGGUGACUCAAUGGGGAGGAAUCAAUGGGAGUCUUUAAUUUGCUUGAUUUCAGCUGCGGCGCCACAAACCCAGAUGCAAAUAUCAAGUGGAGAUCCCCUGUCCAUCUUCAAGUUCUUGGAUUAUGAUGUGUCUUUGGCGUUUUAUCGAGCACCUUAUUUAGUGGACAUAGAUGUGGUUCAAGGGACGAGAAUUCUGAGGUUAGAAGACAUAUCCAGCAAUGGAAAUGCGUGGAAGGAUGCUGAUGUUCUAAUGUUCAACACAGGACACUGGUGGAGCCACAAAGGAUCUCUCAAAGAGUGGGAUCUCAUAGAAUCAGGAGGCACAUAUUACCAGGACCUGGACCGUCUGGUUGCUUUGGAAAAGGGACUAAGAACGUGGGCUGAUUGGGUAGACAACAAUGUUGACAGAACCAGAACCAGAGUCUUUUUCCAAUCCAUUUCUCCCACACACUAUGAUCCGAGUGAAUGGAGAACAGGAACAACAGUGACGCCAACAAAAAACUGUUACGGAGAAACAACACCUGUGAGUGGAAUGACAUACCCGACCGGAGAAUACCCUGAACAGAUGAGGGUGGUGGAUAAUGUGAUCGGGGAUAUGCACUUUCCUGUAUACAUAUUGGACAUAACCAUGCUUUCUGAGCUUAGGAAAGAUGGGCAUCCCUCAAUAUAUAGUGGUGAUUUGAGUCCUGACCAAAGGGCUAACCCGGACCAAUCUGCAGAUUGCAGCCAUUGGUGCCUUCCUGGGUUGCCUGAUACUUGGAACCAGUUAUUCUACACCGUCUUGUUCUACUAAGUUUUAUCAUUUAUGUGCUUCUUCCCAUAUCUCUUUCAAUUUCCAUUUUUUUUUUUUUAUUAUAUGUUUUCUGAGAGUUGGCAGAACUGCAAUUUCCUCUCUGCAUCUUUAUUCACUGUACUUGUAGUUAAGAUUAGUCCAGCUUCUCCUGAAAGUAAACGCUUAUAUCAUUC
This is a messenger RNA of Rubroshorea leprosula, 1454 nucleotides long. The record is from the annotation of a GenBank genome assembly. Lineage: Eukaryota; Viridiplantae; Streptophyta; Magnoliopsida; Malvales; Dipterocarpaceae.